Messenger RNA from Microsporum canis CBS 113480, 747 nucleotides. Its product is annotated as homocitrate dehydratase. The transcript has 4 exons. Gene Ontology annotation, molecular function: copper ion binding; superoxide dismutase copper chaperone activity. The record is from RefSeq and is a predicted model, not a curated record. Gene Ontology annotation, biological process: removal of superoxide radicals. Lineage: Eukaryota; Fungi; Ascomycota; Eurotiomycetes; Onygenales; Arthrodermataceae. The coding region runs from base 1 to 747 and encodes 248 amino acids. Gene Ontology annotation, cellular component: cytoplasm.
AUGAUCGAGCCCUUUCAAACAACAUUCGCGGUCCCAAUGACAUGCGAGAGCUGCAUCAAGGAUAUCUCGAGACCGAUUUACGAGUUGGCAGGGAUCAAGAAGGUCGAUGCCAGCCUCAAAGACCAACUAAUAGUGGUCGAGGGUACCGCUGCACCCUCUGCCAUCGUGGCAGCGAUCCAGGGCACUGGUCGAGAUGCCAUUCUACGCGGUAGCGGGACAUCAAACAAUGCCUCUGUAUGCAUUCUAGAGACUCACAAGGAGGGUGUUGCCAACAAGAUCCGCGGCCUAGUGCGCAUGGUACAAGUGUCGACUGGACUGACGAUAUUUGAUCUGACGAUAAACGGACUCUCGCCUGGCCGCUACUGGGCGACCAUCCGCGAGACAGGAGACAUCUCUCGCGGCCCCGAGUCGACCGGCGGAGUGUGGGAGGCGUUAAAGGAGAAGCAACAAAGCGAACGAGGCGAACAAAGCGGCCCGCGAGGGAUAGUGGGCAGUGUCGACGUGGAUGAGACGGGCAGAGGGAACGUCUUCCUGGACCGACCGAUCGCGGUAUGGGAGAUGAUCGGGCGAAGCAUGGUGGUAUCGAAGUCGAGAGAGGGCCCCUUCCGGGUCGACGACGAGGACACGAUCGUGGGAGUCGUUGCGCGAAGUGCUGGCGUCUGGGACAACGAGAAGAUGGUGUGUUCGUGCUCAGGCAAGAAUGUCUGGGAGGAGCGAAAGGAGCAGGUUUCCAAAGGGAUGGUCUGA